UUAGAGACGGCAGGCAGAACAAAUAUAGCACAGCAGGCAGAUGGUUACAGAACAAGGCCUUCCCGUGGCAGCCUGCCAACAGAGAGCAGAGAUUGACACAGCGCUCUGCUUCCGUUCUCCUAAACUCUCCUUGGGGAAUGCUUGGAGAGCGCCUCUUGCCGCCACAGCGCUGGUUUUGCCCCCCAGCUCAAUGUUGGCCCUCUGUAAGGUCACAGACUCCUUGUUUAUUAGCAAUUCUAGGUCAGCCUGCAAUGAGAACCUGCUUGCGCAAGAGAAAAUUUCACUCUGUAUCAAUGUCUCCCGGCAGCAGCCAUUUCCAAGCUCCCAGAAAAUCCAAACGCUGAGGGUCCCUGUCUUUGAUGAUCCUUCCGAGGACCUGCAUAGAUAUUUUGAGAGCUGCAGUGAUGCCAUAGAGGGGACAGUCCAGAGCGGCGGGAAGUGUUUAGUAUACUGUAAAAACGGUCGCAGCCGAUCUGCAGCCCUCUGCAUUGCCUACUUGAUGAGGUACCAAAACCUCAGCCUGAAGGAUGCUUUUGAGAUUGUCAAGAUGGCCAGGCCAGUAAUAGAUCCCAAUCCAGGAUUUUGGUCUCAGCUACAGAAAUAUGAAGAACAUUUGAAAAGGAAGCAUCUGGAGGAUCCUUCUCAAAAAGGAACUUCGCAAUAAACUUGGGUUCAGAAUCUAGUUUGGAGAUGCUCUUCCAAAGAUCUGGAUGCCUUGGAAAGGCUGUCACGAGUUAGUAGGCUUUAUCAUGACGUGCUUAGAUGCCCCAGGAAGUAUUUAUGUGGCUACCAUAGUCCUACAGGUUCCCUGAAGUUUCUGUCCUUGGAAAGAGAGUCAUUUUAUGCUGCAAAUAACAUAUUGCAGAUACAGAAUGAACCACCAUGUUUUCUUGAACAUGAUGAAAACAGUCUGAGGGGAUACCAAGGCCAGUCUUUGAAGACUGAGGUACAAAGUCAGGAAUGUAAUUUACUGUACUAAUUCAGGGAAGACUGGGAGGAAAAACUGUUUAAAAUAGGUCUUUAAAUUGAUACUAUGACAUGUUCUUAAAUCGUCAAGAAUUAUGUGUUUCAAGGGCAUGCAGACAUUAAUGUGACAUUAAACUAGAAGUAAAUAAACAUAUCUGCUUUUCUUCAAAUCAUGCCUUAUAAUAGCAGAUUCAAAAUAUCUGAUCAAUAAAGGACUGGCAUGC
Pogona vitticeps (central bearded dragon) is the source of this 1190-nucleotide messenger RNA. It is a transcript of the gene DUSP28, whose product is annotated as dual specificity phosphatase 28. The record is from RefSeq and is a predicted model, not a curated record. Gene Ontology annotation, molecular function: MAP kinase tyrosine/serine/threonine phosphatase activity. Gene Ontology annotation, cellular component: cytoplasm. NCBI's taxonomy places the organism in Eukaryota, Metazoa, Chordata, Lepidosauria, Squamata, Agamidae. Gene Ontology annotation, biological process: protein dephosphorylation.